AUGAUCUCCUGGAUGGAGCAAAGGGAUGAGCCGCGAGUCCUGAACCAGGACCUGGAGCAAAGGCCAGAGGAAAGGGAAAGCGCAAGGGAUGCCCACACAGGUGAGAGAGUGGCAAAACUGUCACAGAACGAGGGAGCAAGACUAGAAGGGGCCAGAAGCCUCUGGGAAGGUUCUGCGGGGAUCAUGGUGUUGUGGCGUCACUUGGAUGUACCAUAUUUUUCGCUCCAUAAGACGCACCUGACUAUAAGAUGCACCUAGUUUUUAGAGGAGAAAAGGGGGAAAGCCCCAUUUUUGGGGGGAUCAGCUCAAAGUUGUGCAGCUUCUUUUGCAAAGGGGAAAAGCCCCUUUUUUUGAAGAUCAACUCAAAGUUGUGCAGCUUCUUUUGCAAAGGGGAAAAGCCCCUUUUUUGAGGAUCAGCUCAAAGUUGUUGAGCCUACUUUGCAAAGGGGAAAAAUCCUGUUUUUAUGGGGUUCAACUCACAUUUCUGCAGCUUCUUUAGGAAAGGAAAGGAAAGGAAAGGAAAGGAAAGGUUCCAGACAGAUAAUCAAAUCAGCCAGUCACAUGCCGCUGGGGAAACAAACAGCCUCCGUCUUCAGAACAUUCAACUAUGGAGACCUGGUCAAGGGGCUGGGGCCGGAAAGGCAGCCAGCGAUCGAUCACACAUUUGCUCCAUAAGAUGUACAGACAUCUCCCCUUACUUUUUAGGAGGAAAAAAGUGCGUCUUAUGGAGCAAAAAAUACAGUCAGUGGUUCAAAAUUUGGGAAGAGCAGCAGAGUGCUCGGCUUUUGCCUUAACUUAGCAUCCUGAAGCCUUGUGAGUUCAGAGGCCCAGGCAGGUGAGGAAGCAGGGUGGCAGCUCAGUGGUUGACGCGCCUACUCUGCGUGCACAAAGUCCCAGGUUCAUUUGCUAGGUACGGCAGAGACAGACCCCUGCUUGAAUUCCUGGAGAGCUGCUGCCAAUCAUUGUGGACAUUACUGAGCUAGGAAGACCCAAUGGUCAGACACAGGGCAAGGCAGCUCCCUAUGUUCCUGGACUGGCACAUAUCUUCCAACACAGUGAUGCCCAAAUCCACACCUAUCAGCCAAUCACCCAUUCCCACCAUCCUUCUGAAUAAUAACCCUCCCCACCCUCUCACUAUAUAUAAGGGUCUGGUGACUACUGUUUUAGUGUAUCUGAAGAAGUGUGCAUGCACACGAAAGCUCAUACCAAUAACUAACUUAGUUGGUCUCUAAGGUGCUACUGGAAGGAAUUUUUAAAUUAUUUUAAAUUAUUUUAUUUUGUUUCGACUACGGCAGACCAACACAGCUACCUACCUGUAGCCCAAAUCCAGGACAUUGUUUUCUGGGUCUUCACUCCCCCAUGUGUCACAUGACCCAUGUGAGAUCGUGUCCCCACAAAAGCGCUUUUUUUCAGACACACCACCCAAAACGCGUGCUUUCGGGGCAUCGUGCUCGAAAAAAGCACAGCCCGAAAUUGCAUGAAAACGCGGUGGCCAUUGGAUGGCAGAAUGAGGAAAUCCCGACAAAAGAACAGUGGCAAGAGAAACUGAUGAAUUAUGCAGAACUGGCUAAAUUGACACACAAAUUGCGAGACAGGGACAACUGUGAUUUCAAGGAGGAAUGGGAACUUUAUACAAAUUACUUAAAAACACAACAAAAUGAAUUGGACUCCUUGGCAGGUUUUGAAUAAACAUACACCAAUUUAUUGAUUGAUAACAUGGUAGAUAGAUAAUGUAAGGAUUUGUAUAAUUUUAUAACAUGCAGAGAAUAAUAUGUGUUGAGAAAUCAGAGAGGAGCUGAGGGAAGUCUCUGGGGGAGGGGAGGGAGGGUUGGGGGUGGGGAAAAAGGGGGGAAAUAAUGAAUAUGUUAUGUUUUGAUAAGUUGUUAUGUUGAAGUUGCCAAUAUAAAUAUUUUUUAAAAAGAAAACAAAACGCGGCGGCCAUUUUGGCCGCUGUCCUCUUGCGAGAAAAAGCAGGAAAGCCCUGUUUUUUUCCAGGGCAGUUGAUGGGUGGGGGGCUAGCAAGGUGGGGGGCCAUUUUCAAUUAUGGUGCUGCAGUUGUUGUGGAAGGCGCUCCUCACGCCCCCCUGGUCUUUGCCUAGCAUCAUCUCUCUGUUUCUGUUUCUAUUGCCUGUGGCAAUAUAAAAUGGAUUUUAAAGAUAAGUAAAUAAAUGCAGAAACCACAAAUAAAAAGUUUUAAAAUCACAACUCUUUUGUUCUCUUUUCUCAACUCUCUCUCUCUCUCUCUCGCCAGAUGAGGGAACAACCAGUGAGAAUGAGGACUGGGAAGAGGAAGAAACCCCGGUUGCGCCGGAGGACCCCAACUCCGAGGACCCCCCCGUGGUUUCCACCCCGGUCCUGGGCUGGGAGGAGGCCUGUGAAGUCCUGCAGGGGGGCGGCAGCAGCAGCGGCGGGGAGGGGGGCGGCAGCACCAAGGCUAGAGGGGCCAAAUCCGGCCGAGGGAGGCGCCCCUGGGGUAGCCGCCCCUGUCGCCGCAGCUACUGCCGCGUGGCGGCCCCUCCCACCCGCUUCUUUGACUGCACGGACUGCGGGAAGAGCUUCACCCUGAGCUCUCACCUGAUCCGCCACCAGCGGGUGCACACGGGGGAGAGGCCCUUCGGGUGCCGGUCGUGCGCCAAGAGCUUCUCUCAGCGUUCGGACUUGGUGCGCCACGAGCGCACGCACACGGGCGUCAAGCUCUACCGCUGCACGCAGUGCGACAAGUCCUUCUCUGAGAGCUCCCACCUCAUCCGCCACCAGAUCAUCCACUCAGGCGAGAAACCCUUCAAGUGCAACGUCUGCGGCAAGCGCUAUGGCGACAGCUCCUACCUCACCGUCCACCAGAGGGCGCACACGGGGGCCCGGCCCUACCGCUGCGCCCGCUGUGGCAAGAGCUUUGGCCGCUCCUCCACGCUCAUCCGCCACCAGCGCGUGCACGGCGACCCGGCGCCUGCCCCAGGAGACAAACCGCGACCUCGUGGAAUCUGGACGGCCUUCGCUCGCCUGCCCAGCCCCAGCCCGAGCGAUGGGGACUCGGAACAAACCCUGUCUCCGCAGAGGUCGCCAACAUUAGCCGGGCCUUCCCUCACGCCCUCCAUGCUGCCCCUGCCGUCUUCCCCUCGGAUUGACCCGCGCUCCAUGAGGAUUAUGGGGUGGCAGUGGGGCGUUGAAUAA
Molecule: messenger RNA, 3171 nt
Organism: Podarcis lilfordi (Lilford's wall lizard)
Lineage: Eukaryota; Metazoa; Chordata; Lepidosauria; Squamata; Lacertidae
Source: the annotation of a GenBank genome assembly